CUUCGCUUUCUGUGCCUUGAAGCGGGACGGAUCCAUCCGUGACUGGGCUCCCCGCUCGGUGUGGCGCUGGGAGAGGAGCGGGGACAUGUCCCCAUCCCUGCCGGGGGGCUUUGGGGUGUCAGGGUGCACUUUGAUGCUCGGCUCUCCCCUAGAUGAGGUGCAGCACUGGAGAUCGGCAACCACUUGGAUAAGGCGCGUAAUGGAGGCAGCUGGGGGGCUCUGAAAGGGAGCGGCGUGUCUGCGGUUGUCAACGCUGGUUGUUCCAUUGUCUCAGCACUUCUGACACUUAUGGAUGGCAUAGACAACAGAGGGGAGACUGUGGUAAUUGGAGCCAUCAACAGACCAGAUUCUACAGAUCCUGCUUUAUGGAGACCAGGAUGCUUUGACAGGGAGCUCCUCUUCAACCUGCCAAAUAAAGAGGCUAGAAAAGAAAUUUUCAAGAUUCAUACUCGUGACUGGAUCCCUAAGCCACCGGACAUGUUGCUUGAUGAGCUAGCUGAGAAAUGCAUUGGAUACUGUAAUGCAGAUAUAAAAUCCUUAUCACAGAAUCACAGAAUCAUCUAGGUUGGAAGAGACCUCCAAGAUCAUCUAGUCCAACCUCUGUCCUAACACUAACAAGA
This is a messenger RNA of Cygnus atratus (black swan), 620 nucleotides long. Its product is annotated as ATPase family AAA domain-containing protein 2-like. Gene Ontology annotation, biological process: positive regulation of transcription by RNA polymerase II. Bases 289 to 564 code for a protein of 91 amino acids. The transcript has 4 exons. NCBI's taxonomy places the organism in Eukaryota, Metazoa, Chordata, Aves, Anseriformes, Anatidae. Gene Ontology annotation, molecular function: ATP binding; histone binding; chromatin binding. The record is from RefSeq and is a predicted model, not a curated record. Gene Ontology annotation, cellular component: nucleus.